AUGACUUUAAGAGAUGUGUUUCAAAUUACUGGCUUUCCUCUCCUCGAAAUCGUCGCCGCCGUCACGAAUGAAGGAAAAAGUCUGCAGUUUGACGGAGUUGUGAAUGAAGGAAAUCGAGGGAAGAGUAUAUGGGAUACUUUCUCCAGACUCCCAGGGAGGAUAUUGGAUUUUAGCGAUGCGGAUGUAGCUGUUGAUCAAUACCAUAGAUUCAAGAUUAGAAGGGAGAGUGCUCAUGGAGAAAGUGUAUGUUGCAACAAUGUCAGAGCGCUCUUUGAUGAGCUCCCAAUGCCACAUAUCAUUGUUGAAUCACACUCUUUCCUGCUGGACCUCUGGACCUCUGGACCUCUUACAGAAUGGGAUUAUGCCAAAGCUGAGAAAGUACAGAAGGUGCUCAGAUAUAACUUUGUAAAUAAUUGGCAACUAACUUUGUAAAUAAUCAAGAGUUUGCAUUUUCAUCUUGAACUUUGUAAAUAUUCGGAACUGGAUCAUAAGACUGUUGACUCUUUAAUAUUUCCAACAUAUAAUUUUAGUUUAUACAUAAUCUCGCACGCAUCGCGUGCAUAUAAGACUAGUAUUAUUAAAGCGGAGUGGUGGGUAACGAGAGGUUACCAAACCCUCAAUACUCCCCUCUUAGCUAUGUCACGUUAUACUCACUCAAAAGGCAAUUAAUUAAAUCACAUCUUCAAUCACGCAUCAAUCAAGCAAGAAAAAAAGGAGAAAAAAAAUUAAAAAGGGAAAUUUAAAACAAUUUUAAUAAUUAAUCAAAUUUAAAUAUCUUAAAUAAUUAUAAUCUAACUUAAUAAAAAUCAAAGUUUUCGAAAUAAGAAUAAAAAAUAUAAAUAGGAAGAAAUAAUAUAAUUUCAGAAAUAAACCUAAAAUAAGUAAUACGUAUAUAGCAAACUUAAAAAGUAAAAAGAACAAGUACGUAGGAAAUGAUACACACUAUAUAGAGUAGGGAAGAAAUUAAAUAAUAUAAUUUCAAUCUCCAUUAUACAUACUACAAUCUUAAUAAAUAAAGAUUUUAAAUGAGAAAAUUGGUUUAGUGAGAAACUUAAAAAUACCCUAUAAAGUUAUUUUCUAAAAUCUCCGGUUCAAUCUCCAACAAAUGACAAUGUCCAUCAAAACCACACAAUUAAACAAACAUAAUAUAGAUUGAAUUUUAAAAUUUGACAAUUAAAUUUAGGGUAAACCAUUCCCGUAAUAUGGAAUAAAAAUAUACAUAGUAUAAGGAGCCUUUGGUAAAAAUAAUGAUUUUUAGAUUUAAUAAGUUUGGAGGAUUAUAAAAACUCAAGUUUAUAAAGACUAAAAAUUAUGAAGCAUAUCAACAAAAUAUUUACGUAAGCAUCAUACGAAUUCAUUUACUUUUGUUCUACGUGUUUUAGAAGAAGAAAAUGAAGAAAUGUGGGUAGCGACUCACGACAAUCCUUUGAAUUAGAUUAGAAGAAUAACUUGAAUGAGAUAAGAAAAAUAAGUUUAUUAUUACAAUAGGGCAUACACAAAUUAAAAUUUACCACAUAAUAAUUUUCGAAAUUUUUAUUUGCAAAAGCCAUCAUGAUUUUCUACUAAUGUUCCUUAUUGUUGUUAAUUAAUUUUUUAAUUUGGUUUUUAUGUUUAUCUAAACAUUAUGCGGAGUAUUCAUGUCCAUUGUGAUGUUGAUUCUCUAUAAAUAUUGUUAG
Messenger RNA from Spinacia oleracea (spinach), 1676 nucleotides. RefSeq lists its product as uncharacterized. Gene Ontology annotation, molecular function: hydrolase activity, hydrolyzing O-glycosyl compounds. Gene Ontology annotation, cellular component: chloroplast envelope. Gene Ontology annotation, biological process: carbohydrate metabolic process. Lineage: Eukaryota; Viridiplantae; Streptophyta; Magnoliopsida; Caryophyllales; Amaranthaceae. Bases 1 to 432 code for a protein of 143 amino acids. The transcript has 4 exons. The record is from RefSeq and is a predicted model, not a curated record.